GAUUGGGGAACAAACAUAAUAUGCGUAUUGGUCAUUUUGUGAUAGAAGUGUAUCUAAUACAUCUUCAUUCCUUAAAGACCGGCAAUGCGCGUGCCAGCCCCCCGGUGAUGCAGAUGUAUAUGGGCCGUGCACACUUUCCAUCAGAUUGUAGUCUGCAUGUUAGUGGCGUGCGCUACGGCUGACAACGUUCGCCAGAAGCGCGGUUACCUCAGCGGCCACCACUCCGCUAAUGGGUUAUCUCAUGGUCACUCUAAUGGGUACAGCUACUCCGCACCCGCUUUCAGCUACUCUGCACCUGCUGUCAGUUACUCUGCGUCCGCAGUAGGCCACUCCUCGCCCGGAAUCAGUUACUCCGCACCCGCAAUUAGUCACUCCGCCCCUGCUAUAAGUUACUCCGCACCUUCAAUAAGCCACUCCGCAUCAUCUAUCAGUCACUAUGCCCCUGCCGUAAGUUACUCCGCACCCGCAAUCAGUUACUCCGCGCCCUCAAUAAGCCACUCAAGCUCUUCAAUAGGCUACUCCGCACCCGCAAUUAGUUACUCAGCCCCUUCUGUGAGUUACGCUGCGCCUGCUGCCUCAUACGCAUCCACUGCUUCGAUUGGACACUCAGCACACUCCCCGUCAAUUAGUUACUCAGCCCCCUCUGUGAGUUACUCUGCGCCUGCUGCCUCAUACGCGUCCUCUGCUUCGAUUGGACACUCAGCACACGCCCCGUCGAUUAGUUACUCAGCACCAGCAUCUUCCAUAAGUUAUUCAGCACCUGCGAUCCGCUACGCUGCAUCCGCUCCUGCCCUCAGCUAUUCGUCUGCCCCAGCUUUGAGUUACUCCUCUCCUAGUAUCGGUUACUCCGCACCGGCUCCUGCCCUCAGCUACUCAUCUGCCCCCGUGUCAAGCUACUCUGGCCCAGUCAGCUAUGCAGCCCCUGCUAUAUCACACUCGGCGUCGGCAACCCGCGUGGUUACUGUCAAAAAAAUUGUGAACGUUAAAAAAGUAAUCAACGUUCCCCGGAUCAUAAAUGUAUCCAAAGUGGUCACCAUCCCCCAAGUGAUCACGGUCCAGAAAGUAGUACCUGCCGGUGGCUACUCCACCGGUGUUUCCAGCGGACAAGGCGCUCGCUACGCCAGUGGUUAUGGCUCGGGCUACGGCAACGGCUGGUAAACUAUAUAAUGUGAAAUCUAGUCAAAUAUUCAAUUUACUGUUUGUUGCUUUACUUAAGUUUAUAUUAUUUUAAUUAAACAAUUUUGAAAAUA
Molecule: messenger RNA, 1250 nt
Organism: Vanessa tameamea
Lineage: Eukaryota; Metazoa; Arthropoda; Insecta; Lepidoptera; Nymphalidae
Product: cuticle protein 16.5-like
Exons: 2
Coding region: 157-1158 (333 amino acids)
Biological process (GO): positive regulation of transcription by RNA polymerase II
Cellular component (GO): RNA polymerase II transcription regulator complex
Molecular function (GO): transcription coactivator activity
Source: RefSeq, a predicted model, not a curated record